This is a messenger RNA of Ectocarpus sp. CCAP 1310/34, 1703 nucleotides long. The record is from the annotation of a GenBank genome assembly. Lineage: Eukaryota; Phaeophyceae; Ectocarpales; Ectocarpaceae.
CCACUGCAAGACCGCGAGCAAAGCGCUAAGUACACUAUCAGCAUCUUCGAUAGCACUGGAGUGAUUGCAUCAGCAGUGUGUGUGGAGUAGCGAAGACGGAAUCCCCAAAACAUUGCACAGGAGAGGUUUUUGCUCCUGCGGUCUCCCAGUUUGCCAGGUAGCCCUCCCGAGAGAGAAGGCCACAGCAGAUAGGUCGAGAUGUGGCAACCAGAGGUUGUCGGGAUGGACGUGGACGGGGACGCCGUCGAGGAGUAUGACGAGGGGAGAGAUCUGCGAAAGAAGCUCGACGAGAUCACGGCCGCGCUCGGCGAAACGGGAGACCAGGCGGCGGCGAUACUGGGCUACCGCGAGGUGCUCGACUACGUGUGCACAGACGCGGCCGGGCCGUCGGAGAGCGUGGGGAAAGUGAAGGAGGAGGCCAUCUACGGGCUGGCCAAGGCAUACGCGGAUUCCAGGCGGUUUUCGGAUGUGGUGGACCUCCUCAAGACGGCGUCGCCGUUCUUCGGAACGAUCCCUAAGGCCCGAACGGCCAAGAUCGUCCGCACGAUCAUCGAUAUCGUGUCAAAGGUCCCGGACUCUUUGGAGCUGCAGGAUGCCCUGUGCCGCCAGGUGGUGGCGUGGUGCAAGACGGAGAAGCGGAACUUUUUGAGGCAACGCAUCCAGAGCCGACAAGCUGGUCUGCUGUUCGAGCAAGGCAAGUACCAGAACGCGGUGGCGCUACUGAACAAGCUCCUCCGUGAGCUGAAGCGCAUGGAUGACAAGCAGCUCCUCGUGGAGACGCACCUCGUCGAGGCCAGGGUGCACAACGCCCUGAGAAACACUCCCAAGGCCAAGGCGGCCCUUACCGCCGCAAGAACCGCGGGGAACUCCAUCUACAUCUCACCGAUCAUGCAGGCGGAGCUUGACGACAUGUCGGGGACACUCCACUGCGAGGAGGGCGACUACAAGACGUCCUUCUCCUACUUCUUGGAGUCGUACGAGGCCUUCGACUCACAGGAGGACUCGCGGGCGCUGCGAUCUCUCAAGUACAUGCUGUUGUGCAAGGUGCUGCAAGGAUCGGCGAGCGAAGUUGGGGCGAUUUUGGCGGGGAAGUGGGGCGUGAAGCACACCGGGGCGGAACUUGACGCCAUGUCGGAAGUCGCGAAGUCGGCCAAGAACAGGUCCUUGGAAGAGUUCGACGCGGCGGUGUCGGUCCACGGGAAGACUCUGGAGAAGGACCUGCUCAUCAAGCACCACCUCGGGAUCCUCUACGAUCAGCUCCUGGAGUCGAACUUGCUGAAAAUAAUUCAGCCGUUCAGCUGCGUAGAGCUCGACCACGUGGCGGAGCUGAUCAAGCUGCCGGUGGAUAAGGUGGAGCUGAAGCUUAGCCAGAUGAUCUUGGACAAGAAGCUGCUGGGCAUCCUGGACCAGGGUAAGGGACAGCUCGUCAUCUACGAGGAGGCCGUCGAGGACAAGGUUUUCACGGACGGGCUGGAGGUUAUGUCCAACAUGGGGGCUGUUGUCAACAGCCUCUUCUCCCGUGUACAGAAAAAUCUCGCCCAUACAGUCUGAAUGGAAUGCGAAGAGGCACGUGGACGCAACCGGCGCAGCGCUCGCCCUCGCUCAAGGAUGGAUUUUUGUUGUUUUCGAUCUCGGGCAGGGCGCACGUGAUUUGGCUGCACGGUUGAGGGUGUGGCUGACAAGAGUUGUUGUUGUUGUUGUUG